Molecule: messenger RNA, 2668 nt
Organism: Ictalurus furcatus (blue catfish)
Lineage: Eukaryota; Metazoa; Chordata; Actinopteri; Siluriformes; Ictaluridae
Gene: med15
Product: mediator complex subunit 15
Exons: 18
Coding region: 74-2473 (799 amino acids)
Biological process (GO): regulation of DNA-templated transcription
Molecular function (GO): transcription coregulator activity
Source: RefSeq, a predicted model, not a curated record
AAAGAACCGACUCAAAAAGCCGAUUCAUUCGCGAACUAAUUCAGGUUUAGCGCUAACUGUUAGGAGGUUUACAAUGUCAGGAAUGGAGGUUCCGGGACCUGAUAAUGACUGGAGGAGUCAAGGAUUCCGACAGAAAGUAAUUACACAAAUAGAAGAUGCCAUGCGCAAAGCUGGAACAGCUCACAACAAAUCCAGCAAUGACAUGGAGAAUCAUGUGUUUAACAAAGCCAAGACUAGAGAGGAGUAUCUGUCCAUGGUUGCCAGGCUGAUCAUUCAUUUCAGAGACAUCCAUAAAAAAGCACAAGGAGGCGCAGAUCAGAUGAACCCUCUACAGAAUCUAACAGUGGUAGGUGGUGCCGGAGGCCCUGGCACUAUUGCCAUGCCCCCUCGUGCACCUGGUGCGCCGAUGGGUGCCAUGGGGUCCAUGAACCCGAUGCCGAUAGGCCAGCACGCCAUGCAGGGCGUUGCAGGAAAUCAGCAGGGUGCUGGAGCGGCGGUGCAGUUGCAGAUGGCGCAGCAACAGCAGUCCAUCCAGUUUCAGCAGUUCCAGCCACAACAGCAAACGGCCAUGCAGCAGAACGCCAUGCAGCAACAGUUUCAGGCCCAGCAGCAGUUAAAACUGCAGCAGCAGCUGCAGCAGCAGCAACAGCAGCAACAGCAGCAACAACAGCAACAGCAGCAGCAGCAGCAUCAUCAAAAUCAGUCAAUGCAACACCAGAACCAGCAACAGCAGCAGGCCCAGGCACAACAGCAGCAGCAACAACAGAACCAGUUGCAUCAGUCCCGACUUCAGCAGCAGCAGCAGAUGGCACAGUUUCAGCAGCUCCAGCAGCAGCAGGCUCAUGCUCAGGCCCAGGCUCAGUCCAUUCAGCAUUUACAACAGCAGCAGCAGCUUCAGCAAGCUCAGGCUCAGCCAGGUCAGAUGCCCCUUCAUUCCCAGCCUCCCCCGCAGAUUCUUGUGCCCCAGUCAUUGGCUGGUCAGAUGCCCUCCGGGCAGCACCAGGCCAUUGGUACCCUCAGCCAGCAGCAGCAGCAGCUAAAGCUUCAGGCUUUCCAGCAGGCUAGAGUUUUGCAACAACAACAACAACAGCAGCAGCAGCAACAACAACAACAACAACAACAACAACAGCAGCAGCAACAGCAGCAACAACAGCAGCAACAGCAGCAGCAACAACAGCAGCAGCAGCAACAACAGCAGCAACAACAACAGCAGCAGCAGCAGCAAGUCCAACAAGCCCAUCAGGCGGUAGCAGCUCAGGCCCAGCUUGUAAACGUUUCUGGCCCGAUGAUGCCCCGUGCUGGGAUACAAAUGCCACCCCGGUUGCCCCGCGCCAUUCCGAACUCUGCCAUACCUCAAAACCCUGCUGCCAUGGGAGGACAGCAAAUGCCACAGGGUCAGCAGAUGUCCUCACCAUCUCCGGUCCAGGUGCAGACACCCCAGCCUUCCAUGCCUCCUCCUCCCCAGCCUCAACCCUCUCCACAACCGCUCUCAUCACAGCCCAACUCUGUCAGCUCUGGUCCAACUCCAUCUCCAGGAGGUUUCCAACCUAGUCCUUCCCCACAGCCUUCACAUAGUCCAGCCACAGCACGUACACCACAGAGUUACCCAUUGCAAGUGCCAUCUCCUGGACCACUCAGCACUCCAGGUAACCCCAGCUCUGUGAUGAGUCCAGCGAGUGCGUCCCAGUCAGAGGACCAGCUGUACAUGGACAAACUCAAACAGCUCUCCAAAUACAUUGAACCACUGCGUAGGAUGAUUAACAAAAUUGACAAAAAUGAAGAAAGGAAGAAGGAUCUGAGCAAGAUGAAAAGUCUGCUAAAUAUUCUCACUGAUCCCAACACCAGAUGCCCCCUUAAAACCCUACAGAAGUGUGAAAUAGCUUUGGAGAAGCUCAAGAAUGACAUGGCAGUGCCUACUCCUCCUCCCCCAACGGUGCCUUCCAAAAAGCAGUACCUGUGCCAGCCACUGCUCGAUGCCGUCUUGGCCAACAUCCGCUCACCGGUUUUCAACCACUCUCUCUAUCGAACGUUUGCACCCGCAAUGACGGCCAUUCACGGACCACCCAUCACAGGGCCCAUCAUUCCGACUCGGAAGAGGAAGUACGAGGAAGACGAUCGGCAGACUAUCCCAAACAUCCUGCAGGGGGAGGUAGCGCGCCUCGACUCCAAAUUCCUUGUCAAUUUGGACCCGUCCUUCUGCAGCAACAACGGGGCAGUGCACCUUAUCUGCAAACUGGAUGAUAAGACCCUUCCGAGUGUUCCUCCUCUCCAGCUGAGCAUUCCAUCAGACUAUCCUGAGCAGAGCCCUCAAUGGGACAGUGAUGAUCAGCAAUAUGAAGCAAACCCAUUUUUGCAGAACGUCUACAGGAACAUGACAUCCAAACUGCUGCAGCUUCCUGACAAGCACUCUGUCACAGCUCUGCUCAACACCUGGGCUCAAAGUGUGAGGCAGGCGUGUCUCUCUGCUGCCUAAUCAUGGCAUUCUCUCACAGCAUAAAACUUAUCGCUUCUGUCUAUGUAUACAAUUUGCACCUACAAAUCUGAUGAAGUAUCACACUUCUUAUGUUAAUCAGUACAGGUUUGUAAAUUACCACUAAAAGCACUGGUGUGCGUAAGUGUGUUUUUAUUUACAUGAAUAAAUAAUGUGUUUGCUAUAUAAAGCAGCUGA